Messenger RNA from Euleptes europaea (tarantolino), 8294 nucleotides. RefSeq names its product FRAS1 related extracellular matrix 3 (gene FREM3). The record is from RefSeq and is a predicted model, not a curated record. NCBI's taxonomy places the organism in Eukaryota, Metazoa, Chordata, Lepidosauria, Squamata, Sphaerodactylidae. Gene Ontology annotation, biological process: cell communication. Bases 36 to 8075 code for a protein of 2679 amino acids. The transcript is spliced from 23 exons. Gene Ontology annotation, cellular component: membrane.
CGGAGCCCUUUGCCUUCGUGGUGGUGGUCAAGCCUAUGAACACGUUGGCCCCGGUGGCUGUCUUUAACCGUGCCGCUGGGCCCCAGAUGAUGCUUUUUGAAGGACAGUCGAGGCCGCUUUCUGGCAACCUUGAAAUCGGUGAUGAAGACAACUUGGAGGAUGUGAAAGUAUGGGUUACAAGGGGACUCAAACAUGGCGAACUCAGGGUUUUGGGUGCUCCGCUUGGUCGCCAGUUUUUUACUGCGGCGGAGUUAGAGGCUGGGCAGGUGAUUUACCAGCAUGAUGGCAGCGAGCACAGCUACAGUGACAACAUUGUCUUCCGUAUGGGGGAUGGACAGCACCAAGUGGAAUUUCUUUAUCCAAUCACCAUUGCCCCUGAUGAUGACCAGGCCCCUCUCCUCAACGCCAACACUGGUUUGGUGCUAAGUGAGCACCACAUGGUCCAGAUUUCUCCUUUUGUCCUCAGUGCCACAGACAUAGACUCUGAUGACUCUACUAUUCGCUUUGUACUGAAAGAGGCUGAAGGGUCUCCAGGUGCAUCCACUCCUCACCAUCUUGGUGAGCUUCUGCUACGUCAGGCAGAGGUUCCACAAUCUUAUGAAAAAGAGGAGUAUGGGGAGGGAGAGAAUGGUAUUGUAUCCUCCUGGCGCUUUGUGGAGAGUGAAGGUGUGUACGAGAAGGUAGUUACUGAGUGGCUGCAACAGGAUAUCCUGGACGGAAAGCUGUUCUACAGGCACACGGGGCCCCAUAGCACCACCCUAGUGAUGGAUCAGUUUGUAUUCUAUCUCCAGGAUGAGAAUGAUCCCCCAAAUCAAUCUGGAGAACAAGAGUUCAUCAUCAAGGUCCAACCAGUAGACAACUUACCUCCAGAGUUGUACCCUGGUGCCACCUUGCAGAUGACGGUCCUAGAAUAUCAGGUGACCCACUUCAGAAAGCGUUACCUGCGCUAUACUGAUUUGGACACAGAUGACAGGGAGCUGAAAUAUACUGUGCUCACACCACCAACUGAUAUUGAUGAAAAUCAUCCUGUGUUGGCUGGGGAGAUUGUGUUGACUGACAGUCCUCUGAUAUCCAUUACACAGUUUACUCAAGCACAAAUCAAUCAUCACAAGGUGGCAUAUAGGCCUCCAGACCAAGAGCUUGGAAUUGCCCCAAGAGUAGUCCAGUUCACUUACAGUGUAGAAGACACAGCAGGUAAUUCUGUCCCAGGCACCUUCAGUUUUUUUCUGCAGCCAGUGGAUAAUCAGCCUCCACAAAUUACCAAUGCUGGCUUCACUGUGCCUGAAGGGGGCAGCUUUCUUCUCACUAGUAGUCAACUUGAUGCCACUGAUAAGGAUACAGACACUGACCGGAUUGUCUUCACUUUAGCUGAGGUACCACAGCAUGGUCACCUACGCUACCUGGAGGAGGGACAGAUGGCACAGGGUGAAUCUUUUCUGUUAGAUGACAUUGCUAAUGGCCGCGUAUCCUACCAACACAAUGGUGAUGAGUAUACAAGUGAUUCCUUUCAGUUGGAAGUGAGUGAUGGAGUCCAUCAAGUGCCUAUCAUUGUUAGGAUUGUUGUUCAGCUAGUGGACGAUGAGCGUCCCAGCAUCACUCUCCCUGGUAGUAAUGGACUUUUGGGGGCCUUUAUUGAUGUCCUGGAAAAUAGCGCCACUGAAAUCACUACUUCUCUUAUUCAGGGUACUGAUGAGGAUACGGAUGAACUGGCGUUAACUUUUAUUGUGGAGGAUCCUCCUAAACUGGGUGACAUCUUAGUGGAUGGAGUGCCCUCUGAGAGGUUCACCCAGCAGGACCUCAUCAGUGGCACAGUAGUAUAUGCUCACACUGGUGGAGAGAUUGGGUUAAGAAAGUUGUCUGAUUCUUUCAAUCUUACUAUCUCCGACCUCUCUAGUGAGUGGGUGGUGGGAGGCAGCACUGUGGAAGGGGUGCGUGUGACUGUGACUAUUUUACCAAUGGACAACAUUGCUCCAGAGGUUAUGAUGGGGGAGGAAUCAUUCACUGUUUAUGAGGGUGGGAAAAAUGCGCUAAGCUUACAGCUCCUAGACGUGGAGGAUGUGGAUACUCCUAGAGAUGACAUCCUGUGCACUAUCCUCACACAGCCCUCUUCUGGAUACCUGGAGAAUAUCUCUCCAGCUCCUGGGUCUGAAAAAUCAAGGGCUGGGACUGCCAUCAGUGCCUUUUCUAUUAAAGAUGUGCGUCUUGGACAUAUCAAUUAUGUGCAGAGCAUCCACAAGGGGGUAGAACCUUUGGAAGACCGAUUUACUUUCCACUGCUCUGAUGGCAUCAAUUUCUCCCCGCGUCACUUCUUUCCUGUUGUCAUUGUCCCGACUAAUGAUGAAAAACCAGAACUGUUUGUACGUGAGUUUGUGGUGCUGGAAGGGAUGAGUUUGGUGAUUGACACUCCUAUUCUUAAUGCUGCUGAUGCUGAUAUUCCCCCAGAUGAGUUACGCUUCUUCAUAACCUUUCUCCCUAAACAUGGACAGAUUGUUCACCAGCUAGCCACUGGCACUGCGUCCAUCCACAAUUUCACCCUGGAUGAAAUCCGGGAAGCAUCCAGCAUUGUUUAUGAGCAUGAUGACUCAGAGACUAAAGAAGAUACUUUCAAAAUCCAAUUGACCGAUGGCCUGCACACUGUGGAACAAGAAGUGUUAAUUAUGGUCAUUUUGGUUGAUGAUGAGACUCCCAGGCUAUCUAUCAAUGAUGGACUUGACAUGGAGAUUGGUGAAUUCAAAGUAAUUACUAAUCGGGACCUCAGUGCCACUGAUAUAGAUUCAGAGGACAAAACGCUCACCUAUAUUAUCCGUUUGUUACCCAGGCAUGGCCUUCUGCAGCGUCUGAGCAAAGAAGGAGAGGUCUUAGGUAACAUUACGUUGGGCAUGAAUUUCACACAAGAUGACAUAGACCAGGGAUGUAUACGCUAUAUUCAUAUUGGCCAACAGGGAGUGCGUGACUUGGUUAAGUUUGAUGUCACUGAUGGUAUAAACCCUUUGAUAGACAGAUAUUUCUAUAUUACCAUCAGUGGCAUUGAUAUGGUGUUCCCUGAGGUGAUCAAUAAGGGGGUAACACUGAAAGAAGGUGGAAAAGUGACUCUCACUACUGAUCUACUCAGCACAAGUGACAUUAACAGCCCUGAUGAGCACCUGCGAUUUAGUAUCACUCGUGCCCCAAUUAGAGGUCAUUUGGAGAAUUCUGACAGACCUGGAGUUCCUGUCACUACCUUCACUCAGCUUCAGCUAGCGGGCAACAAGAUAUAUUACAUCCACACAGCAGAGGAUGAGGUGAAAAUGGACAGCUUUGAGUUUGAAGUAACAGAUGGUUAUAACCCUGUUUUCCGGACUUUCAGAGUUUCCAUUACUGAUGUGGACAAUAAAAAACCAGUUCUAACAAUCCAUGACCUAACAAUUCAAGAAGGAGAAACCAAACUGAUUACCCCUUUUGAGCUGACUGUAGAUGAUCGUGAUACUCCUGACCAUCUACUCCGUUUCAUAAUUACUCAAGUCCCUGUUCAUGGCCAGAUUAUAUAUAACAAUAGCUAUUCUGUGACCAGCUUCACUAAGCAAGACUUAAAUGAGAACAUGAUCUGCUAUAGACAUGAUGGUACAGAAACUAGCCAGGAUAGUUUCUCUUUCACUGUUACUGAUGGAACCCAUUCGGAUUUCUAUGUUUUCCCUGGUACCACCCUUGAAACACGCCACCCUCAGAUGAUGAAAAUCCAGAUCAGUUCCCUGGACAAUGGUAUGCCACAGAUAGUAGUGAAUAAGGGUGCCUCAACUCUGAGAAAUCUUCCAACUGGGCAUCUAGGAUUCUUAAUUACCAGCAAGUCUCUGAAGGCAGAAGAUAGUGACAGCCCACACAAAUUACUGAAGUACAAGAUCACAGAUGGGCCAAAAUAUGGACUCCUAAUUAAUGCUGGCCUAGGAAAUGGAAGUAUUAAAGCCUUCACACAAGCUGAUAUUGACGACAUGAAAAUCUGCUAUGUCUUGAAGGAAGGUGAAAAUGCUACUAGUGAUACCUUCUAUUUCUCAAUCGAAGACAAUGGAGGGAACAAGUUGAAGAGCCAGCUAUUCCGUUUGAACUGGGCUUGGAUUUCUCUGGAAAAGGAAUACUACAUAAUAGAUGAAGACUCCAAAGUCCUGGAGGUAACCCUGAAACGUAGAGGAUAUCUGGGAGAGACAUCAUUCAUUAAAUCUACUGUGUACAUUCCUGGGUCUGAGUAUAGAAUAGAGGAAGAUGUUGGAGAGCUGAUUAUUCCUGUUAGGAGAUCUGGAGAUGUUAGCCAUGAAUUAAUGGUCAUUUGUUCUACCCGUGAAGGCUCUGCUACUGGCACAGUUCCCUCUACUGUCUUGUCAUAUUCUGACUACAUCUCUCGCCCUGAAGACCAUAAGAGCCUCAUUCGCUUCGAUAAGGAUGAGACCGAGAAAACCUGCCGUGUCAUCAUUAUUGAUGAUUCACUUUAUGAAGAAGAUGAAACUUUCAAUGUCACAUUAAGUAUGCCAAUGGGUGGACAAAUUGGAGCAGAAUUCCCCAGCACCAAAGUGAUCAUCCUGGCAGAUACAGAUGAUGAACCUUCUUUUUACUUUGGUGACACGGAAUAUCAUGUGGCUGAGAGUGCUGGUUAUGUGGAAGUUCGUGUUUGGAGAACUGGUACAGACUUAACCAAAGCAGCCACUGUCACAGUGCGUUCCAGGAAAACAGAGCCAAUAUCGGCAGAAGCUGGAGUCGAUUAUGUUGGCAUCAGCCAAAACCUUGAUUUUGCUCCUGGUGUAAAUAUGCAGACCUUCCGUGUCACCAUCUUGGAUGAUUUAGGACAGCCUGUCCUUGAGGGUCCAGAAAAGUUUGAACUUGUUCUCCGGAUGCCCAUGAAUGCUGUGCUUGGGGAGCCAAGCAAAACUACCAUCUUCAUCAACGAUACCAUCUCUGAUAUACCAAAAGUCCAAUUUAAGGAACCUUUGUAUACAGUGAAUGAAAAAGAUGGGCAGCUAAUGGCUAUAAUUUAUCGUAGUGGUGAUGUUAACCAUAAAUCUACAGUCCGCUGCUACACUCGACAAGGUUCUGCACAGGUCAUGAUGGACUACGAGGAGAGACCAAACACCGAUGGCUCUAUAGUGGUUUUCCUCCCAGGAGAGAUUGAAAAGCCUUGUAUGGUGAUCCUAGAAGAUGACGCCAUCUAUGAAGAGGAGGAAGAGUUUAGGCUAGUGCUUGGAACACCAAAAAGCACUUCUAUAUUUGGCGCCUCCAUUGGGGAGCAAAAAGAAACUCUGGUGAAGAUUAAAGAUGAAGAAGACAAACCGGUGAUUAAGUUCUCUGAAAUCAAAUACAACAUUCAAGAACCUCAAGAGGCUGGAGAGAUUGCAGUGGUAAAGAUUCCUGUCUUACGUCUGGGGGAUAGUUCCAAGGUUUCUAUUGUGAGAAUUCAUACUAAAGAUGGUUCAGCUGUCUCUGGAGAAGACUAUAAUCCAAUGUCUGAAGAUAUUGAAUUCAAAGAAGGAGAAAAAGAGCACUUUGUUGAAGUUGAAGUUUUAUAUGAUGGAGUGAGAGAAAUGAGAGAAGCAUUUACAGUACACCUGAAACCUGAUGAAAAUAUGGUAGCUGAGACACAGAUGAACAAAGCCAUUGUGUAUAUUGAAGAAAUGGACAGUGUGGCAGAUGUAACUUUCCCAGCUGUGCCUCAGGUUGUGUCUCUCCUGCUCUAUGAUGACACUGCUAAAAGCAAGGGAAACCCUCAGCCUCCAACUGGCUACCCUGUUGUGUGUGUAACGGCGUGUAACCCCAAAUACUCAGACUAUGACAAGACCGGAUCUAUCUGUGCUGCUGAAAACAUCAAUGACACGCUGACUCUGUAUCGCUGGCUUGUCAGUGCUCCAAGCGGCAAUGAUGGUGUUACCAGCCCCAUGCGCGAAGUGGACUCCAACACUUUCUUCACCAGCACCAAAUUAAUUGCCUUGGACUCCAUAUACUUCCAGGCUGGUUCAAGGGUUCAGUGUGCAGCACGUGCUGUCAACACCAAUGGAAAUGUGGGCUUAGAAUUGCUGAGUCUGAUUUUCACAGUAAACAAGGAAGAAGGUCUUUGCCAGCCUCGCAUACCAGGAACAGUAGGAGCAGAGCCUUUCUCAGCCAAAAUACGCUACACAGGUCCUGAUGAUCCUGACUACCCCAAUCUGAUCAAAUUAACAGUUACAGUGCCUCAUAUGGACGGAAUGUUGCCGGUCAUCUCGACCAGACCUUUGACCAACUUUGAGCUGACACUCAGUCCUGACGGCACUCGAGUAGGCAACCACAAAUGCUCCAACCUCUUGGAUUAUAAUGAGGUCCAGACAAAAUACGGCUUCAUCACAGACAACACCAAGAAUCCAGAAGUGAUUGGAGAAACUUCGCCCUACCAGUAUAGCAGCGCCAUACGGUCUGCUAAGACUUUGCGUUUCUACCGUAAUCUCAACCUGGAGGCCUGCCUGUGGGAGUUUAACAGCUACUAUGACAUGUCCGAGCUGCUGACUGACUGCAGCGGCUCCAUUGGCACAGACGGUCAGGUGUUAAAUCUGGUGCAGUCGUAUGUGACUCUGCGAGUGCCCCUCUUCGUCUCCUACGUCUUCCAUUCGCCUGCUGCUGUAGGUGGCUGGCAGCAUUUUGACCUGCAGUCUGAGUUGAGACUCACCUUUGUGUACGACACUGCCAUCCUAUGGAAGGAUGGCAUUGGGAGCCCCCCCGAAGCAGAGCUCCAAGGCUACCUCUAUCCCACCAGCAUGCAAAUCAAUGACGAAGGGCGUCUGGUAGUGUAUUUCAGGACUGAGAUUCGGUUCAGGGGGCAAUUUGUCAUGUCCCACCCAGGUACGUCUCUGUCUUCAAUGGUGAUGUCUGCUGAUCACCCUGGCCUCACGUUCACACUGAGCCUUUCUCAAAGUGAGCAAACUUUCCACCAGCCGAUGCAGCAGUGGAAAUUCAUUUCAGAUUAUGCUGUACGUGACUAUUCUGGUACUUACACUGUAAAAAUUAUUCCUUGUACUGCCGCACCCAGCCAGGAAUAUACGCAGCCUGUCAUCUGUAGCCCACGGGAACCUAUCACCUUUGAUCUAGAUAUCAGGUUCCAGCAGGUCAGUGAUCCAGUAGCAGCUGAAUUCAGCCUCAACACCCAAAUGUUCUUGCUGUCUAAGAAGGACCUCUGGCUCUCUGAUGGGUCCAUGGGCUUUGGGGGAGGAACUGAUGUUGCCUUCAUAGAAGGCUCUGAAAUCUAUGGUCGCGUCAUGGUCGAUCCUGUUCAGAAUUUAGGAGACUCUUUCAUGUGUACCAUUGAGAAGGUGUUUCUGUGCACUGGGGCUGAUGGGUACGUCCCCAAGUAUAAUCCAGAUAACCAAGAGUACGGCUGCCUAGCUGACUCCUCUUCCUUGUUGUAUAGAUUCAAGAUUCUGGAUAAAGCUCAACCAGAUACACAAGCCAAAGUUUUUGGCGAUAAGGCCUUCCUUGCAAAAUUAGCAGUUGACCAUGUAGAUGGUUAUCCUUUGGUAAAGCAGCCUGGAUCCGAUGGAUUCAGCCUACUGUCGACUCCGCUAUUCCAGGUAGCAGCCGGCCGAGAGUGGUACAUCCAUACUAUUUACGUGGUUCGGUCACGUGAAAAUGCCCACAAAGGUCUAGGAAAGAGAAGUGUCGAGUACCAUCAUGCUCUGUCUUCAGCUAAUGGACUCCCUGGUGCUACACAUCUAAGGCGCAUACGGAGGGCCACCUCCGAGAGCCCUGCUUUUGCAGAAGAUAUCGGGGCAGAUAAGAACAGAGGCACCAACAUCCAGCACAUAGCUCUUGAUCGGUCCAACAAAGUUACCGUCAACCAGAAAGGUCUGUCCCCAGCUGAUAAAGCUUAUGAAAAGCCAGUCUUGGAAAUUACAGGCAAUGAUGUAGAAGACAAGCUCAUACCCGUUGUUGGAGGGGCAGUUGGGCUGCUGCUUCUGAUCUGCACUGUUUUGAUUAUUGUCUUCCUUCUGAAACGAAAGGGACGUUCUACUGCUGGGAAAGCAGAUUCAUCCAACUAUUCCAGCAGCAAUGAAACUGUGACUACACAGCGCAGCAACGGCUCUGAAGUUUAAUUACACUGCAAGGAUGAGCUUAUCCUUUGAAGGUGCAGCGUUUCAUCACAGAAACAAGAAUUUGGGUGUUGCCUCUGCAGACUUGGAACUGGCUGCUGUGGUUUUGAUGCUAGGUUGUGUGUGAGUCCAGCUUACAAAACAUGUAGCGAACAUGAAGUGUAUAUUAAGUGUGAAUGGCUUAUUUAUAACUUUUUUUCCAGGAACACAAAUGCCUGGAAU